This is a messenger RNA of Colletotrichum lupini, 456 nucleotides long. RefSeq lists its product as uncharacterized. The record is from RefSeq and is a predicted model, not a curated record. NCBI's taxonomy places the organism in Eukaryota, Fungi, Ascomycota, Sordariomycetes, Glomerellales, Glomerellaceae. The annotation marks the transcript as partial. The transcript is spliced from 2 exons.
GAACCCGUUCCCAAGACAAAGUGGGUUGAUGGAAAUUUGAGCCCGCCGGCCUUGGCAUGCCCGCCCGCCCACCGUUCCGUUGAGCGCGUCUCACCCCGAGAUGAGUGCCGAUUCAGCCGCCGCCGCCCCCUCGGUCCAGGGGCUGGGGAUCCCUGGGGGGCUGCAUGGUCGAUUUUCCUUCCUAAUUCAGUAAAUCUCAGAACCAAUCUGAAUCGCUCUUCUGUUGCUUCAAACCGCGCUUUUGAUUGCAAUCCCCUCUGCCUCGAGAUCGAAUCUGAUUACUCAAUUACGAAAUCGCCCGGCAGCAAUGCCGGUCCACUUGUCGCACCCCGGCCCGGUCUCUGCUCUCCCCAAAAUCUCCGCCUUCCGCUGUUCCGCUACAGAAUGGGGCUAAGCAGCGCCGAAAUUGCCAAGCGCGAGUCGCUCGACAGGGACUCCCGGCGACAGGGUCUAUGA